CGAUAAUCAAUCCCCACUUUGAGAGUCCGUUUGAUUAGAAAGGGGUGCCUAGCCGCCCAGGCGCCUUCACUCAAAGCCGAAGCUAUGCCGGCGAUUUCGUUCCCUUCACUAAUUAUCAACUGCCACAACUAUCACGUCCUCCCGCGGCUGACAACCGCACUCGCUCUUCCCCGCCAUUUAAAUCUUUCGUUCUUUUCACAGUCCAGCUUCCGGUUUAGAGCUCAUUCGACUUCCUCACCCUCAUUAUGUGCAGAAUCAUCUGCACAGUCUCCCAAUGCCCGUUCUGGCAGGUCUGGUUCUCUCGCUGGACCUCCGGUUCAGCUUGAUGGCGUGCAGAAAAUUGAUGUCAAUCCUCCGAAAGGAACCAGGGACUUCCCACCGGAAGACAUGCGUCUUCGCAAUUGGCUCUUUCAGAACUUCAGAGAGGUUUCACAGCUGUUUGGGUUCGAAGAGGUAGAUUUUCCAGUGCUAGAGUCAGAAGCACUGUUUAUUAGGAAGGCUGGAGAGGAAAUUAGAGACCAGCUUUACUGUUUUGAAGAUCGGGGAAACCGCCGAGUUGCACUGAGACCUGAACUAACACCUUCCUUGGCACGACUUGUGAUACAGAAAGGAAAAUCAGUACCCCUUCCACUAAAAUGGUUUGCCAUUGGGCAGUGCUGGCGCUACGAAAGAAUGACUAGAGGCCGACGUCGUGAACAUUACCAGUGGAACAUGGAUAUCAUUGGCAUUCCGGAUGUUACUGCUGAAGCUGAGCUAAUUUCAGCAAUCAUUACCUUUUUCAAACGCAUCGGGAUCACUGCUUCAGACAUUGGGUUCAAGAUCUCUAGUCGGAAGGUUUUGCAAGAAGUACUGCAUUGCUACUCUGUUCCAGAAAAUAUGUUCAGUAGGGUGUGCGUAAUUAUAGAUAAGUUAGAAAAGAUUCCUAUUGAUGACAUUAAGAAAGAGCUUAAAUCAGCUGAGCUGUCCGAUGUGGCAAUUCAAGAGCUGUUGCAAGUGCUCAGUGUGAAUUCUUUAGAGAAGUUGGAAGAGAAGCUUGGGACUGCUACCGAAGCAGUUACUGAUGUGAAGAAAUUGUUUUCAUUGGCUGAGAAGUAUGGCUAUUCUGAGUGGAUUCAGUUUGAUGCAUCAGUUGUACGCGGAUUAGCCUAUUAUACUGGCAUCGUAUUUGAGGGAUUUGACAGAGGAGGAAAACUGCGAGCCAUAUGUGGUGGCGGACGAUAUGAUAGCUUACUCUCUACUUUUGGAGGAGAUGAUCUUCCAGCUUGUGGCUUUGGAUUUGGUGAUGCAGUCAUAGUUGAACUUCUGAAGGAGAAGGGGCUUGUACCAGAACUGAGUCUGCAAGUAGACGACAUAGUCUGCUCUCUGGACCCCAAUCUCCAAGGUGCAGCUUCUUCAGUUGCAACCAUACUUCGGGAUAAGGGGCAGACAGUCGAUUUGGUUUUGGAAAACAAACCACUUAAAUGGGUGUUCAAACGGGCGGCUCGGAUGAAUGCUGGCAGGCUGAUCUUAGUUGGGAGUGACGAGUGGCACAGAGGAAUGGUGGGUGUUAAAAUUCUUUCCUCUGGUGAGCAAUAUGAGGUCAAAGUGGAUGAACUUCAGUAGCAAUGAUGUGAUUGAUAUGCAGCACUUUAUUAACUAUUUAUUUUGUUCUUUUAUAUUUAAAACUGCAAUUAAUUCUGCUGCUAACAAUUGUUAAAUGACAAAUUUAUCCUCUUUUGUUAAAUUUAUAUUUAUUUGUUUUAGUCAGUUAAUCAAUCCAUAAAAUUAUCUGAAAUAAAUGUUAUGAACAGUACUAUUCGAUGUAUUUAUAUAAAAGUAUAAUUAG
Molecule: messenger RNA, 1825 nt
Organism: Cuscuta epithymum
Lineage: Eukaryota; Viridiplantae; Streptophyta; Magnoliopsida; Solanales; Convolvulaceae
Source: the annotation of a GenBank genome assembly